This is a messenger RNA of Prunus avium (sweet cherry), 3423 nucleotides long. NCBI's taxonomy places the organism in Eukaryota, Viridiplantae, Streptophyta, Magnoliopsida, Rosales, Rosaceae. The record is from RefSeq and is a predicted model, not a curated record.
GCCUUCACCAAGCAUGAAGAGAAGUUCAAUGAAGAUGUAGACAAGGUGAACCGUUGGAGAGCUGCUUUAAGAAAAGUUACCAAUCUUUGCGGGUGGGAUUCAAAGAAUUAUAAGUGUGACAGAGAGCUUAUCAAAGACAUUGUAGAAUGUGUGUGGACGAAAGUGAAUCCUACGUUCACGUUGUUAGAUUCCGAAGAGAAGUUAGUCGGAAUUGAUUUUGCACUCGAGCAACUACGUUUGCAAUUAGAUCUAGAGGUAAAUGAUGUUCGCUUUAUAGGGAUAUGGGGGAUGGGUGGGUUAGGAAAAACAACCCUUGCUAAGCUAGUUUUCGAGAGAAUUUCCCAUCAUUUUGAACUUAGCUGGUUUCUAUCUAAUGUGAGAGAGGUUUCUGGAAAACACGGUGGUCUAGUUGCUCUACAAAGACGACUUCUUUCCCCAGUCUUGAAAGAAAAUGUUGCCCAUGUUUGGGAUGAAGGAGCUGGAACCUUUUUCACUCAGAAACGUUUAUGCAAUAAAAAGGUUCUUCUCAUCCUUGAUGACGUGCAUCAAUUAAACCAACUUAAAACACUGGCUGGAAAGAAAGAUUGGUUUGGUGUGGGGAGUAGAAUUAUCAUCACAACUAGGGAUGAGCGUCUACUAGUUGAGCAUGGUAUAACAAGACGAUAUAAGGUCGAGGUAUUAAAGGAUGAUGAAGCUCUUGAGCUCUUUAGUCGAAAUGCCUUUAAGAAAAAUCAGCCCGAGGAAGCUUUUCUGGAACUUUCUAAGUGUUUCGUACAUUAUGCCAAAGGUCUUCCAUUAGCCUUGACAACAUUGGGAUCUUUUUUGUAUGCGAGAGGUCAAGAUACAUGGAAAAGUGCAUUGGAUAAUCUAGGGAAAAUUCAUAAUCCAACAAUUUUUCACUCACUCAAAGUAAGUUAUGACGGACUAGAAGAGAUAGACAAGAAAUUUUUUCUCGAUGUUGCAUGUUUCCAUAAAGGGAAGGGUGAAGAGCAAGUAAUUGAAAUACUAGACAGUAUUUAUAAUAUUUCAAGUCGUAUUAGGAUAGAUAUUCUCAUUGAGAAAUCUCUCUUAACUAUUGAGAAAUCCAACAUUCCUAACAGUGUUCAGAUGCAUGAUUUGAUACAAGAAAUGGCAUGGGAAAUUGUUCAUCUAGAGUCCCCUGGAGAUCCUUGUCAACGCAGCCGUUUGUGGCUUCGCAAUGACAUUUCUCAUGUAUUCAUGCACAAUUCGGAAACGGCAGCAAUUGAAGGCAUAGUCUUACGUCUGGCCGAAUCAGAACUGGUUGACUGGAAUUGUACUGAAGCCUUCUCUAAGAUGCACCAAUUAAGGCUUCUUGAAUUUGAUAAUGUGAUCAUUUCUUCAUGCCCCAAAGUUCUUCCAAAUUCAUUAAGAAUUAUCCAUUGGAACUGGUAUCCUUCCAAAUCACUCCCUCAAGGAUUUCAACCAUGUUUUCUUGCUAAACUCGAGAUGCGUUAUAGCAAACUUUUUCGGCUUUGGGAUGGAGAAAAGAAUUUCCCCAAGUUGAAAUCUAUGGAUAUUAGUUACUCUGAUAACUUGACCAAUAUCCCAAAUUUCACACGCAUUCCAAAUCUUGAGGAAUUGAAUCUGGAAGGUUGUAAGAAAUUAGGCAAGGUUCACCCGUCUAUUGCAGUUCACAAAAAGCUGAAGGUUUUAAGACUUAGAGAAUGUAAAAGUAUUAAGAGUCUCCCAAGUGAGUUGCAAAUGGAUUCUCUCGAAUUUUUGAAUCUUUCAGGCUGCUCAAAAGUGAAAAAGAUUCCAGAAUUUGGGGAAUAUAUGAAGAAAUUGUCAAAGCUUUUUCUAGAUGGGACUGCUAUCGAGCAAAUACCUUCAUCAAUUGAUCGUCUGGUUGGCCUUGUUUAUCUAAGUAUAGAUUAUUGCAAAAGUAUCUUGGGUCUCCCGAGUGCGAUAUGUAAAUUGAAGUCUCUUGAAGAGCUCUCUAUGCUGGGAUGCUCAAAAGUUGACAAACUGCCUGGGGAGAUGGAGUGUUUAAAGCUUCUUAGUUUAAGUGGAACUGGGAUGAGAGAGCCGCUUGUUGCUAUGAAAAAGCUCAAACAUCUAACCUUUGUUGGAUCAGUUGCUAAAUCAUCAACUUCAAGGGAUGGCAUUGGGUGGGGCGUUGACCGCAUAUUUGGAAUUAGAAAGAAUCCUGACUCUGAGCCUUGGGGUUUGGUGUUGUCUUCUCUAAAUCGUUUAGGGUCUUUGACGAAAUUAGAUCUGAGUGAUUGUAAUAUUGGUGAAGGAGCCAUUCCAGAUGAUAUCGGCUGCUUGUCUUCUUUAGAAGUGUUGUAUCUUAGUGGAAACAAUUUCGUUAGCCUUCCCUCAAGCAUUAGAUUCCUUUCUGAGCUUCAGUAUCUUCAAUUGGAGAGGUGCAAAAGGCUUGAGCAAUUGCCAGAUCUUCCGUCAAGUGAAUACUUAUUACUCGUAGAUGUGGACGACUGUACUUCCUUAAAAAGGUUGUCAGAUCCAUCAAAGUUGAGCGAAGGAGCCAAUGUGUAUGAUUUUAUGUUUACUUGUCUUAAUUGCUUCAGAUUGGUUGAAGAAGAAGGCUGGAUUAAUAGAAUAUUUGCAAUGAUAAUGAGAUUGGCCCCUGAGGUACGCCCUCUCCCUCUCUGUCCCUUUUCGCAACGAUAUGUAUCAUGGUCUGAUUUUACUACAACAAAUACAUCGUUAAUUAUUGGGGUACAUGGAAGCGGUACAAUGAAGGGAAUGGAUAUAAUGAAGAAUGUUCAUUAUACCUUUAUUUUAUGGCCUGGAAGUGAAAUUCCAGAGUGGUUCAACAAUCGAAGCGCGGGAGAUUCAAUAACUGUGGAGCUACCUCUACCUCCACAACCAUGUAGCGACUGGAUUGGGAUUGCUUUAUGUGUUGUUUUUGAAGAUUCUAAAUAUUUGGAAAAUCCGGCCGCCCUUGUUGGAUAUGAUUUUUUCAAAAUUGAAUUUGGGUUUACGCAUGACACUUUCAAAGUGGGGCAUCUUGUGUCACAACACCUUUGGGUUUUUUAUUUGCCUCGCUAUCAUAUCUGGGAUGCCUCAAGCAGUCAUCAGUUUUCAUUCGAAACACAUUAUUUUUUAAAUGGAUCGGACAAAGAACUGAAAACAAGCUCGAUUAUAAAGAAAUGUGGGGCUCGUUUGGUGUACAAGAGAGAUUUGGAAGAAUUCAGCCGAAUACUGAAAAUCCCGAAGCCAGCAGUAUAUGAAUACGAUGACGAGGCAGGCCCAAUUGAUAGUGGAAGUGGUAGCUCUGAUGAGGAAAAACAAGCAAUGCAUUGGUGUUGUACAAAAACUUUCACAUUAAGUGCUUCGCAUCAUAAUAUCUCUUUUUUUUAGUUCAUCUUGUUUGUCUAGUUUAUAGGAUAUGCUUUGGUUUUGGCAUCACCACUAAAUAUAUAUGUUUUUUUCUCUGGA